UUAAAUGCAAACCUAUGUAUUUCUUUAUUAGUUUAUUAACAACAUUCAGAUUCCUAAAUGCAACAAGGAGAUGAGGAAAAAUAGAUGACUGAACGAAUUACUGCAGCACUUAAAAGGCUUCAUUAAAAGUCUUUUAUGAAAGCCCGGCUCUGCAGAUAGAACUGGUCAGCGCUCCUUUAGGCCAGAGAGACAGUUUGCUCUGCGCAAUGCGGACACUCGUUCUGGCCAAGCUCCAACCAAGAUCAUUCAAAAUGAAUUUAGUGGAAAGUUAAGUUCUUUUUCUUGGUGCGUAAUUAGGUUUUUCUCUUUCUGUGUCUUAAGAUGUAAAUUAACUGAUUCUGUCAUUCAUUGCCCUGUUUUUUUUUACAGUCCACAAACAAUAAGGCCACUGCACUUGAAAUGAUUUGCUGUGCUCAGGCAUUAUGGCUUCAAAUCAUGUCAUUUCACUGUGUAAGGAUGAUCGGUUGACCAUUACACUGUCAGCCUUCAUCUCACUAAAAAUGUACGUUUAGCAAUUCUUCUUACUAAUGCGCAUUGGCUAAAUGUCCGGCAUCGAAGCGCAGCGGGGAGUUUUCAACAUUAAUGUUAGGUUCCUGUGACGUGGUGGAACGCCCAUCGCGUUGGCUGGUGAUGCGCUGGCGUCCCCAGGGAACAUUCAUCUGGUUUCCCUUUAACUAAUUGGGAGAAAGGGAGGAGGUCAGUGGGAUGAAAAAGGGAGGCAGAGUCGGAAGAAGACAGACUGUGUGAGAGCACGGACAAAUGAGAGAGGCUUAAUUGAAUGAAACCCUCUCUGGGUCUAAGAUGCUAUAAACAAGGAGGAAAUUUAAGGCGCGGGCCGUUUCUUAUUGAAUCGCUGCGGAGGACUCGGUAGCCUCUCUGUCUUUGGCUUUAUUGUUUACAACAUUACCCAGUAGCCCCGGCUCUCCCAUGCCUUCAAUUUCAACAAAGCUGAACCCUCUGAGUGGGAUCCAUCUCCACCUAAACUGAUUAGCAUGAUGAUAGUACACUGAGGCUCAUCCCCCUCCCUGGCUCCCUAUUCGACGCUAGCACACACAGCAUAUUCCUGAUGAAGCAUCCUGCUGUUUAAACUCUGGCUGAUCUGUCUCGCUGCAAGCCUUAAAUCAGCCUUAUGGGCCAUUUUAGAAAUUACUGCCAUUAAGAACUGCAUACAUACAGUUUUCUCCCAUUUGUGCUCAGAAAAGCAGGUCUUGCUCAUACGCAUCCAUGGGUUUCUGCUGAUCCCGAUGCCAGAAUAUUAAAUUAUACGAGGAGCGCCCUGUUGUUACUAGACUAUAAAGUCAGAUUGACAUCGUUUAAAUUAUUUUAAAUUCAUUAGCUUGAACUAGUCAAUGCAGGCCUUUCUUCUGUUGAACAUUUUAUUUUUUUUACCUUGUGUUUUGCCUUUUGUCUAAAAGGCCUGAUCAGAGGUCAGCCACCAGCUUACUGCAAGUUAAUGUCUAUGAAAUCUAGAUGCUUAGAACUGAACAGGACCCGAUCUGGACCAGGACAUCGCUGAGGUCCUGUAUGGCUGUGUUCUAUACAUAGCCCAGGAACGGGACUGUGCCACCUCUGUAGGGUCCAUGCCGCCUGUAACGACGCUGACCCGCAAGGCACUUGCAAAACUAGUUAACAGUCGCAGGAGAAACACUUGAGCAGCCUCCAGCUGUGAAGCUGUGAAGCUGUAAAGCUGUCAGCGGCCUCCAGCUCCACCUUCCUGGUUUAGGAGUCUUCUGUUGUUCGUCCUCUAGUGCACCUGCUGUUAAUUUCAUUAACACCAAAGCAGCUGAAACUGAUUAACACCCUGUCUGCCACUUAACAGACAAGAUCAAUAUCCCAGAAAUGUAAUUGGCCUUUUGUUAAACUGAUGUUUGAAAGGUUUACGUAGUAUGCACACAUACUGUACAAGUGUCUUAGAUGUGUGGGCUUAGUUGGGUGUGCAGGGUUCAGGUGGUAAAACAUGAUCCAACCACUCACACGGUCCUGAUGAAACCAGCUUAGUUUUUCAUCAUUAAUUGCACAUUUGUAAAAGCCAUGUUUUAAUGUUUAGAGAACGAAAAGUGCGUGUUGAGUUGUGUCGACUCCAAUGCUUUGUAGUAAAACACAACAAGUUCAACAUGCUCUAAGAUGGACCCGAGAAACAUUUUAAAACAUCCCUGAUCAAAUUAGAGGGGAUCAUUUUCAUGUAACACUUUUGUAAUGAUAAUAUCCAGAGCUUAAGUAAUAAAAGAAGGAGCGAAAUCUGCGUCUUGUCAGCGUUUACGAUGAGAAGCACUCGCAUGAUUAGAUGUCCUGCGAUCGAUGCAGCCUCUUCUCCCAAUCAUUAGGUCUGCUCUUAACAGAUUACAGCCCCCCCCCCCUAAAAAACACAGCCUUUGCUCCUCCUCUUCCUGCUUCUUCUGUCACACGUUCUGCCUUUUUCAGCACAAAGACCAGAGCACUUACCUCUUAUCACUACUUUAGCUCGUUUUGAAUUUCUGCCAGUUUAGGCACGUCCUGACUCACACUUCACCUCGUUCCCCUCAGACAACUCUGGUCUGGUUCGUCCCGAGCUCUGUUAAUGGUCAGAUGAUCAGGCGGCGCGAUGAAAAACAAAACUACCUGAAGCACUAGAGGUGGUGGCGAAAAGGCUGCAGUCGUCGAGGAUGGAUCUGCUAACAAUCUUCUGUCACCUCCUGCUUCUCUGCUUUGACUCAUCUGUUGCUACAAGCCUCAUUACAGCGGAUCUCUUUGAAGCACGAGGUCAGCGCGUGUGCAGGGCAGGAAAAGGGAAGCCGUGCUACAAGCUGGCCUACUUCUCGGAGCUGCGGCGGCGGCUGAACUUCGCGGAGGCGGAGCUGGCGUGCAGGCGGGACGGGGGGCGGCUGCUGAGCGUGGAGUCCGCGUCCGAGCAGAGGAUCAUAGAGCAGCUCAUCACGGAGCUCCGCCCGACGGAUGGAGAUUUCUGGAUCGGCCUGCGCCGUAACCAUGGAGACGAGGACAACGCCUCGGACUGCUCCCCACACUACUACUGGGUGGACGGCAGCAAGUCCACGUUUAGGAACUGGCACUGGGACGAGCCGUCGUGCGGCUUUGAGGUCUGUGUAGUGAUGUACCACCAGCCGUCCGCCCCCCCAGGUCUGGGAGGCCUCUACAUGUUCCAGUGGAACGAUGACAACUGCGAAACCAAGAACAACUUCAUUUGCAAGUACACAGCAGAGAGGCAUCCAGAGCCGUCCCCUCUCCCCAACUUCACCCAACCAGAUGUGUUCCCGUCUCCUGUUCCAGCUGACCACACCCAGGACAGAAGUACAGCUGUGAGUUUGGUUUAUAUUAUAAUUCCCACUAUUCCACUGAUACUGCUGCUACUGACUGUGACUGGAGUCUGCUGCUUCAAGCUGCUUGUCAGACGAAAGAGGAAAGAGCAAAAAUCGGAAGUGUGCCAGACAGAACCGGGCCUCUGCCCCAGCCUGACCCCAACCGAGGUCUACAACGUCAUCCGCUCCCAGAAGGACGAUGACCUGGCUUCAGCCCGUCCACACACCAAAAACACCUCCUUCCUGUGUUCCUCCCCCGACACGCCGACCGGUGACUACGACAACCUCGGGGGCCGCGACACGGAGAGCGGCUUCGUGACGCUGGCGAGCACCGAGAGCUGCUUCCUCAACUUUGACCUCAACGACCUCAGCCUCGGCCGCCGCGCCACCCGCGACUUCUGCGACAGCAGCCUGGGCCGCGCGGCCAAGAGGGACUUUAAUGACAGCAGCCUGGGCCGCGCCGGGAACAGAGAGUUUUAUGACAGGAGCCUGGGUCGUCGCACAACGAAGAGCGAGCACUACGGCAGCAGCGCGUACAAGGACCACAGACUGUAUGAUGACUCUGUCAGAGCAGGGAGUGACCUCUUUGACCCCAAACUCAGGCCGGGCACUCAGGCAGUGAAGGUGGACCUCUAUCAAACCUACAUCUCCAACGGCAAAGAAGACACGUACAAAAGCACCCUGGGAACCUAUGGGAACCGGAAAUCCUACCAAGCAAACCUUGACUGCUACAGAAACGGCCUGAAUCUGGAUGGUGCACGCAGAUACUUCAACGAACAGGAGUGGAUCAGUAGAGAAAACUACUGAUGCUCUAAGGUGUUCAGCAGUGGAUGUCUCAGCGUGCGUGUGCAUGAGAGAGCGGGAAAAUCUGCAUGCACAUGGUUGUAAAUGUUUGUAAAGUACGUUUCUUAAAAUUUGGUGAGGACGAGCUGGAACUAUCUUUUUGCCACAAUUCAUUAUGUCUGUAGUCACAUAAACAAUUUAAACACCUCAUAAAAUAAUCACAAAAACAUGAUUUACAGUAACUGAGUAAAUUAAAUGAAGGUUUUGUCAUAUCACCUUUUCCCAAUUCUAUUUCUAAAACCUACACAGCCUGUUGGCUCAUCCCUGCUCGGUAAUUACUGAGGUCUAGGACCUACAUGUAUAUAAUACUAAAACUAGUAGAGGGAGGAAACCUGAUGUACAGUAAACGAGUCCACACUUUUUCAAUUUUGUAACUUUGGUAGAAUGUAUCUGAUCCCCUUGUUCCUCCAUUUAUUAAAGAUCUCAUGUCUUCUUUUGUGUAAACCAGAGCACGUCAAUGAGCGGACAGGUGGCUCACAUCACGAAUACAGACCAAGUGCCUGCAGCCUGACCACAGUAACAGCAUGACAAUGAAAUGAGAAGCAUCUAGCAUCAUUAUUAUUUAAGAAUGUCUAAUGUCUUGCCAUCUCAUGUAUGUGAGAACACUUGUGUGUUUGUUACAUAAAGAAAUUGAAAUAAAAAAAAAAUUCUCUCUG
Messenger RNA from Betta splendens (Siamese fighting fish), 4792 nucleotides. RefSeq names its product layilin a (gene layna). The transcript has 8 exons. Gene Ontology annotation, molecular function: hyaluronic acid binding. The coding region runs from base 2643 to 4100 and encodes 485 amino acids. The record is from RefSeq and is a predicted model, not a curated record. NCBI's taxonomy places the organism in Eukaryota, Metazoa, Chordata, Actinopteri, Anabantiformes, Osphronemidae.